AUGUCUCUCAAAUUUCAUGGGAAGCGUCGAAAAAAAUAUUCAUGGUUGAGAUUUAAAUACAAUCAAAAGAGAGUUUACAGAUUGUUUCAUGGUAUGAUUUUAGGGCAAUGUGUUCGUUCACAAAUGUGUAUAGCUCUCUUCAAGAGGGGUAACCAUUGUGUGGCAAAGGCUGCCGGUGCUAUUGAGGUGAAGAACCUGACAGUGCCAAUACAUGACAAAAAAAUACUGUCAGAUGCAGCUCCUGAGCAAGCUAUGCCAUUACCUUCUCUAGAAGUUCCAGUAGCAACAUUAAGGACCAAAAGGGGCCCCCGCACGAAUAACAACUCUUUGCCGCCGUCUUUGCAGUAUGUUCGAGAUGUGAUGGAACGCUAUAACGAUCAUGUUGUUCUUACUCAGAUGGGAUCCUUUUACGAGCUAUAUUUUGAGCAUGCAGAAAUAUACGCCCCCAAACUGAAUUUAACCUUGACAAGUCGUGAAUAUUCUCACGGUAAAGUAUCUUUUGCGGGUUUUCCUGUUCAGCAUAUUAGCCGCCAUUUAAAAGUCCUUGUAAAAGAACAUGGUUUCAGCGUAGCAAUUGCAGAUCAAUUUAAGAAAGAUAACCUUGCAGAUAACGAACCGAAUAAGUUUUUAAGAAGGGUGACAAGGAUAGUAACGCCUGGAACAUUCAUUGACGAGGCCUUUGAAAAUUUGCAAGAAAAUGCAUAUUUACUUAGUAUCGCAUUUCCAGAGAACUGCUUCAAAUCAACUGCUGAUCUAAAUAUGAAAAUUGGAUUAUGCUGGUGUGAUGUAUCAACAGGGGAGUUAUUUGUGCAGGAAGUGGAAUUGAAGGACUUGGUUUCUGCAGUCACGAGAAUCCAACCAAGAGAGAUUCUUCUGGACGAGCAGCUGCUACAAUAUCACAUAGAAUCGGGCGACUGGUAUCCUGAGAUGGUUGAACUCAAGAAAUUUUUUCUCAAAUAUCAAAAACUCCCGUCAAGGCACCGGACAAUGAACACAUUUCACCACUUGUUUGCAAAUUCUGAUGUUGACGAUCCACUUCGAGAUAUUACAUUAGCUCUACAGGACUUUCGACAAAAAGAAAUUGCAGCUCUAAGAAGUAAUUUGUUGUAUAUUGAAGAGCAUCUACCAGAUACUACAGUUAAUCUGCAGCUACCGCAGAGACAGUUGACAAGUUCAAUUAUGCAAAUCGACUCAAGAACUUCGUCCGCCCUGGAGCUUCAUUCAACAAUCAGAAAUAACAGCAAAAAAGGAUCAUUACUUUCAGUAAUUAGACGGACAGUAACACCUUCAGGGACGCGAUUAUUGACUAAAUGGUUAUCUGCACCCUCUCUUGAUCUUUCAGAAAUUCGAAAUCGCCAAAUACUAGUUCAAUUUUUCAAAGAUAAUAUUGACUUAACAGAAUCGUUGGUAGACAUGUUGAAGCUUACCUACGAUAUGCCACGCAUUUUACAGAAAUUUUCAUUUGGAAAAGGUGGUGCGAUGGAGCUUAUACAAAUGUCACAUUCGAUGCAGAACGCAGUAAAAAUCGGUUCGUUUAUUAAAAAUAACAUAAAAGCACGCAAGACUCCAAUUAACCGUUCACUUAGAUCAAUUUCAACCUCCCUAUCUUUUGAUGACGAUUUAAUGCAUAGAAUUCUUUUUUCCCUGGAUGAAGAGCAGCUAAUAGCCGCUCAGCGCCAGACAACUGAAGAUGAAAUUGAUGAUCCUGAACCUGCUUUAAAAAUACAACCUUUGAAUAAAGGAACGUUAAAUGAGUUUGAGCCAUGGAUUUUAAAGCCUGAAGCCAGUAACGCAUUGCUAGAGCUGCAUAAAAAAUUCGAACUGUUGUGCGAGGAACAGUCUAACUUAUUGCAAAAAUUUCGAGAUAUGUUUGUUGGUAAAUUUCAAGCGAAGGACGUUCAGUUAAAACUGAAGGCAACCAAUGAGUACGCAUUGCAUAUAUUAGGGUCGAGCGCAAACAUAACAAAACUUAUAAACCUUGUUAAUGAAGGUGCGGAUAUGAACAACGAAGCGUUUCGAGUACUACAAAAAUCAUCUCAAUCCUGCUGGUUAGCCCAUAAAUCGUGGACGGAUCUGGGCGAGGAGCUUGAAUACGUAUCAAUGAAGAUAAAGCAAGAAGAAAGAAACUUGAUUAACUCCUUCAAACGUGAAUUUAUCGAGAAAAGUUAUUCAAUUAGGCAAUUAGCACAGGCCCUUGACUACUUGGACGUCCUUACCUCGUUUGCUAAAUUAUCUAAUGAGAAAAGACUAACAUGUCCUCUUGUUGACAACAGCCGAGAAUUGAAUAUUACUGGAGGAAGACACAUUGUAGUGGAAGAUGGGAUGCAGUCCAAAUGUUUAGAAAAAUUUACAGAAAACGAUUGCAAGCUCUCUUCGGGACAUUUGUGGAUUGUUACAGGGCCUAACAUGGGCGGCAAAUCUACUUUUUUAAGACAGAAUGCAAUAAUAGUGAUUUUGGCACAGAUUGGUAGUUUUGUUCCCUGCAACUCUGCACACAUUGGAUUAGUUGACAAGAUUUUUAGUCGUGUUGGUUCAGCAGACGAUCUUUAUAAUGAGAUGAGUACUUUCAUGGUUGAAAUGAUCGAGACCAGUUAUAUUUUGAAAGGUGCGACUGAUAGAUCGUUGGCGAUACUUGACGAGAUUGGCAGGGGGACUAGCAGCAAAGAAGGAGUGAGUAUUGCAUUUGCAACUUUGAAGCACUUGGUUCAAAGAAAUAAGUGCAGGACACUCUUUGCAACACAUUUUGGUCUUCCUCUUAAGAACAUUUCAGAAGCUCGCUGUGACAGCUUAUUCAAUGAAAAAUUACAUUACUAUAAAAGUGGAAUAGUCGACGAUGGAGAUAACUUCUUUUAUGAUCAUAGGCUAUAUCCUGGAAUAUGCAGCAGGUCUGAUGCCUUGAAGGUAGCUCAGAGGGCGGGGUUUCCGGAAGAAGCCCUACAGGUUGCCCGUGAAAUAUUAGAUUAG
Lachancea fermentati is the source of this 2964-nucleotide messenger RNA. The record is from the annotation of a GenBank genome assembly. Lineage: Eukaryota; Fungi; Ascomycota; Saccharomycetes; Saccharomycetales; Saccharomycetaceae.